Molecule: messenger RNA, 2829 nt
Organism: Perca flavescens (yellow perch)
Lineage: Eukaryota; Metazoa; Chordata; Actinopteri; Perciformes; Percidae
Gene: cdh16
Product: cadherin 16, KSP-cadherin
Exons: 17
Coding region: 4-2496 (830 amino acids)
Biological process (GO): cell-cell adhesion mediated by cadherin; cell morphogenesis; homophilic cell-cell adhesion
Cellular component (GO): adherens junction; plasma membrane; catenin complex
Molecular function (GO): beta-catenin binding; calcium ion binding; cadherin binding
Source: RefSeq, a predicted model, not a curated record
AAUAUGCCACAUUUCCAGGGACUCAUGGCUGACAGAGGAGCUACGACAAUGCUCAUCAUAGCUCUCAUAUUGAUGAUACUUUACACAUUUGCACCAUGCUCUGGGGCAAAUGUUAAAAUUGGUGUCCCUGAGAACUACGAUGGUAUUUUUCCAUGGUAUCUGGCCAAGCUCCAUAGCCUGCCAGGUAACUACAGCGACCUGGUGGUAGGCGGGGAUGAUGAGGGGAUAUUCGGAGUCGACGCUCAGUUUCUGUACGCUCUAAAACCACUGGACAGAGAGAAACGGCCGUCUUACUCUCUGCAGGUGUCCUUCAGAACAUCAGAGCACCGUCAGAGCUUUACUGUCGAAGUGUGCGUCAUCGACAAGAACGACAACGUGCCCACUUUUAUAGAGGAGAGCAUGAGGGGCAGCGUGCAGCUUGGGCUUCUCAAAGGGAUCCCAUUCAUGCAGGUGGAGGCACUGGAUCGUGAUGACCGCAACACUGCCCACGCUGAGCUGCGGUUCAGCCUCAUGGAACAGACACCCAGGAUUCCAUCCAGCCAAAUGUUCUUCAUCAGCUCCAUCACUGGAGAGGUUUCCCUCACGGAGGAAGGAGCCUCUACUCUGGACCCAGAGAUGUGUGGCCGCUAUAAGCUCUCAGUGAUGGUGAAGGACAUGGCUGGGAAGGCAAAUGCUUUCUUCACCUCCGGCAUUGUUACUGUCGAGGUGACUGGAAACACGUGGGCAUCUCCCGACCCUGUACGACUUCAGGAGAACCUCCCGGGCCCCUACCCCAUCCCCAUCUCACAGGUCAAAUGGAGUGGAAGUCAGGCAGAGUACAGUUUGGAGGGGGAGUUUCCAGAGAUGCUCUUCACCAUCAGCAGAGAAGGAGUCAUUUAUCUCAAUGCCCCUCUGGACAGAGAGACACAAGACCAGUUUCAGAUCAGCAUUGUGGUUGAGCGUCCAGAUGGCAGAGAGAUUGCCAAGCCUGUGGAGUUGAGGGUGAUGGUGGGCGACGCCAAUGAUAACAGACCCACCUUUCCAGAGGCACAGUACCACACAGUGGUCAAGGAACUGGCUGCUCGAGGGACAGAAAUCCUGACAGUGCAGGCAGCCGAUAAUGACGAUCCCAAGACGGACAAUGUGCGGAUCUUCUACCGUUUAGUUGGACAAAUUCCAGAGAGCCCUCGUGCCCUCUUCAGAGUGGACCGUGACUCAGGGGUCAUCUCCGUCCAAGCAGACAGUAUGGAGGGCACAGCACCUCAAUACACCCUCACCAUCACUGCUGAGGAUGCCAAAGGUCUUAACAGUUCGUGCACUGUGUUUGUGACGGUGCAGGAUGAGAACAACAACCCGCCACUCUUCUCCCAACAUGAGUAUGGGCCCUUUCACAUUCCAGAGGACGCUUCAGUGGGCACCACAGUAACAGCUGUGCUGGCAGGGGAUGCAGAUGUUCGAGGAGGAGACAGCUGGAAGGUGGAUUACCGUUUAGAGUCUGGGAACGAGGAGGAGGUCUUUACCUUAGUGACAGACAAGCAGACCAAUGAGGUCUCACUCAUCCUUUCAAAGGUCUUGGAUUUUGAGCGGGAGAGUGAGUAUAUCCUCGUGCUCAGUGCUCAGAACCCAGUGGCUUUGGUCCGUGGCCGAUACGGACCUGCAUCCACGGCAACAGUCUCCAUCUAUGUCGACGAUGUGAAUGAAGGUCCAAUCCUGUCUCAAAGCCAUUAUGAGGUGACUGUCAGAGAGGGCGAGGAACCAGGACGGGUUAUCGCCACCAUCCGAGGUUACGACCCUGAUUCUCACCCAAUCAGAUAUUCUCUUCAAGGAGACACCAAGAAAUACUUUUCAAUAGGGAAGUAUUCUGGUGAACUGAAGACAGUGCAAGCCUUGGACCGAGAAGAGAACAGCACAUACACCAUGGAGGUCAUUGCUGUGGAUGGGCGAAACUCUUCCUUAUCUGCGUCCACCCUGGUGACUGUCCAUAUCCUGGAUGUGAACGACAACAGUCCAGUGCUGGUUGGAGACUAUUCCUGGAAGUACCUGUGUACGCCUCGAUGGGAGGAACAAGCUCUGGUGCUGGCCUCGCGGGACAGUGAUGGGCCACAGCACGGAGGACGACUCAACUUCUCCCUGCGCAGUGAUGCCACAGUCCGGCGUAACUGGAAGCUAACACCUAUAAAUGAUACUCACACCAACCUGUCCUUAAACACCCCAUACCUGGCCCCUGAGGUCUACACUGUGCCCUUCACCAUCUCUGACAGCAGCUCUCCUCCCAGGAGCACCUUCAUAAACUUGCCAGUGACAGUGUGUCCCUGCAAUGUCAGAGGGAACUGCAAAAUGGCUGCCAAGCAAUUGCAGGGCAUGCCAACUAUUCAGUCUGCAGUGGGGAUUCUGCUUGGCACCUUUGCAGUCAUAGGGACUAUCCUCAUUGUUGUGUUUGUGAGGCUGUCAUACCAGAAUCCCAGACAGCCAAGCAAAACUAGCCAGGAGAGAGUUCCCCUGAAGAUUUCAAUCUAAUUAGGAUUACACUGUAUUGUAUGUCCUGCUCACUGCCUCAGCCAACUGGACCAAUGUAACAAUGUUGCUUUCAGGGCACUGAAUUCAUUAAGUGAAUGUCUAAAAAUGAAUUUGGUUUCGGUUAUUGGAUCAAAGUUCAGAUGUACACUGAACUAGACUGUAGAGUCUAGGGCCAUGGUUUGGAAAAUUGAGAGAUUUGGAGACUAAAGGUAUAAUAUUAAAAGAGAAAAGUUGCUAUGUUUCAAGAAUAAAGUUGUAAUUUUGUAGUUUAAAGUCAUAAUAUUAAAAAAGUUGCAAGAUUUUUAGAUGACUUAUUGACCUUUUCUUAUUAUA